AUGACUGGAGCAUCAAUAGGUUUUGUUAAGUUAUUUGAAAAGCAUGUUGGACAUCCAAUAAUUGGAUUUCACUGCAUCAUACACCAGCAAAUGUUGUGUUCCAAAGUCGGCACAAGUGAUUUAAAAGAAUUGUCAGAACAAGUUAAUAAAAUUAUUAAUUUUAUAGUUGCUCGUGAUAUGCAUAAAAGACAAUUUAAAAAAAUUUUAAAUGAUGUUAACUGUGAAUAUGAUACUCUUUUAUUGUGCAAUAAUGUACGCUGGCUAAGCCGGGCUACAUCAUUAGAACGAUUUGUAAAUUGUUUGGACGAAAUUCGCCUAUUUUUACAUGAUAAUAAGACUGAAUUUAAAGAACUUUAUAAUACAGAGUGGCUUGUAAAAUUGAUGUUUUUCACAGAUCUAACAUUACAUUUGAACACUUUGAAUAAAAAGUUACAAGGACGCGGUAAAACAAUUGAAGUCAUGUUUGGAUUAAUAAAAGGUUUUGAAAUGAAAAUAGAUAUGUUUAUUAACGAUGUCAAAUCUGGAAAAUUUCUAUACUUUCCAAAAGUGAAAAAAAUGUUAGGUGAAGUGGACAUUUUUGAACAAAGCAAUUGGGAUUUUACCAAUGAAUUUUCAAAUAUUGUUGGUUUGAUUAAAAUACAGUUUUCACAAAGGUUUCAUGAUUUUAAGAAAAUUGAAAAAUUAAUAAAAAUUAUUAAUUAUCCCGAUUUAUUCGAUGUGCAAGAUUUUAAUGAAUACUAUCUUAAUUGGAUGGAAUUAGAAAAUUUAGAAAUGCAGUUAAUCGAUUUGCAAACUAAUCCAAUUUGGACAAAUAAAUUUGUGAAUAUGCGAAAGCGUAUCGAAGAAUUGGAACGUCAUCGAAUACACAACGAAGAAACAGAUUGCGGCGUUGACAACAUAAUAUUAGAAGUAUGGAAUAAUAUUCCAGAAAAUUUUUCUUCUGUCAAAAAAUUAGCAAUUUCAUUGUUAACAAUUUUUUCUUCAACAUAUGCUUGCUAA
This is a messenger RNA of Myzus persicae (green peach aphid), 999 nucleotides long. RefSeq names its product general transcription factor II-I repeat domain-containing protein 2-like. Lineage: Eukaryota; Metazoa; Arthropoda; Insecta; Hemiptera; Aphididae. The transcript has a single exon. The record is from RefSeq and is a predicted model, not a curated record. Bases 1 to 999 code for a protein of 332 amino acids.